AUGUUCAAAACUUCUAUUCCCAUUCUUCUUUUUAUUUUCCUUUGUAUUAUUUCAAUUGUCAAAAGCGACGAUAAAAAUUUCAAGUUCAAAAUUAUUUCCGUAGAAGAUAAACUUUUUUGUGUUCAUAUAACAUGUGCUCGUUUAAAUUCACCAACUCGUCAACAAAAAAUAAUUAAAGACACAUCACAAAAUACUAUUGUUUUUGAAGUUUUAAGCAAUUUAUAUUCAAAUCCUAUAAAAAUGCCUGGCGAUUGCAAUCCUCUAAUUAAGCUGAAAUUUUAUAUAACACCUCGUAUCGUUUUACCUGGCACUGAAUACUGUGAAGCAGAUGGAAAGAAUGGACCAGCGGAUAAAUUCGACAAAUGGACGCUUUAUGAGGAAAAAGUUGGAAAUGGAACUGUUAAUAUUACCAUUUAA
Messenger RNA from Meloidogyne enterolobii, 417 nucleotides. NCBI's taxonomy places the organism in Eukaryota, Metazoa, Nematoda, Chromadorea, Rhabditida, Meloidogynidae. The record is from the annotation of a GenBank genome assembly.